UGUGGUCGAUUCGAUCGUCCACAAAAUCCGUGUGGAAAUCGGUGUUGUGAUAAAAAUAAGACAAAACGGGGGGCGGAUAGCACUUGGCUGCGUGUAAUCACGACCUACAGCAGCCAUGGCUAUGUCAAAGGGUUUUAAAAUCCUCGAGAAGUCGUCACCGCCGAAUCCAUACAGUAUAAUAUUACAACAUAGAAAUAAAGAUACGGCGCUACUGUUCGAGUCUCAAGCUGUAGUUGCGUUGUCGUCACAAGAAACGGAAACUCUUCGUAAGCAAUAUCAUAAGAUUGCUGAUGCUUACGGGUGCCUGGGAGUCCUACAGCUAAACGCCGGUGAAAGCUGCCUACUGUACCUCGUCCUCGUCACGGGCUGCUGCUCCGUGGGAAAGGUCGGUGACGUAGAAGUGUUUAAAAUAACACAAACACAGUUCUUGCCGUUGUUUUAUCAAUCUCAAGGAGAUGAUAAAGUGUCAGAAGUGAGAAAAUUAUUAAAUUCUGGGACAUUUUAUUUUUCAUGGAAUUCUGGCAAAACAAAUGAUAAUCUCUUUGAUCUUACGUUAUGCGCUCAAAGAAAAAGCAAGGGAGCGAUUCCAGACAACAGAUUCUUCUGGAAUCGUACAUUAUUCAUUCAUUUGAUCAGGUAUGGGAUAGACUGUGAAGAGUGGCUCACUAGGGCCAUGUGUGGCUCUGUUGAAAUUCGAACUAUCUAUGUGGGUCAUCGACAAGCACGCGCAGUUCUGGUUUCUCGACUCAGCUGCGAGCGUGCAGGCACUAGGUUUAAUGUCAGAGGCUGUAAUGAUGAUGGCAAUGUUGCUAACUUUGUUGAAACAGAACAAGCUAUAUACAUUGAUGAUUCAGUGGCUUCAUAUAUACAAACCAGGGGCUCAGUUCCACUGUUCUGGGAGCAGCCUGGUAUCCAAGUUGGAUCUCAUAAAGUGAAGAUGUCCAGAGGAUAUGAUGCAUCAACUAGUGCAUGUGACAGGCAUUUCACUCAAUUAAAACGUAAUUAUGGUUCUGUGAUAGUAGUGAAUCUUUUAGGAUCCAGUAUGAUUGGAGGCAGUGAAGGUGAAGCUACUUUGAGCAAUGCAUUCCAGAAACAUAUCAAUGAAUCACCUCAUUCUGAUGUCAUACAAAUCAUCUUUGACUAUCACCAAGAAGUUAGGGCUGCAUCAGUUGAAACUGCUUUGGGAAAAUUUAAGAAAAUCAUUGAAAAGUACUAUGACACUAUUGGCAUAUUCAGUGCGAAAGGUAUUGAUAUCUAUAAUAUACAAAAGGGGGCUAUUCGCACAAAUUGUUUAGAUUGUUUGGACAGGACAAACUCUAUACAAACAUUUAUAGGUUUGGAAAUGUUAGCAAUUCAAAUGAUGCUACUACAGUGCAUUGAUAAAAAACAAAAUGUCACCAGAUUUGAAGAAGUUUUCAGGCAGAUGUGGGUAAACAAUGGAAAUGAAAUAUCUAAAAUUUAUGCGGGCACUGGUGCCAUCCAAGGUGGCUCAAAGUUGAUGGAUGGGGCGAGAUCUGCUGCUCGAACUAUUCAAAACAAUUUACUAGAUAAUACUAAACAAGAAGCUAUUGAUAUACUUUUGUUGGGCUCUACUUUAAAUUCAGAACUAGCAGACCGUACCCGUAUCUUAUUACCAUCACAUUUACUGCACACAUCCACUCCAGUGCUAAGAGAGAUGGUUCGUAGAGCCAAUGAAUAUACACAGCCCACCAGCAUCCGAAUCACAAUUGGUACUUACAAUGUUAAUGGAGGUAAGCACUUUCGUAGUCUGGUUUUCAAAGAUGUGUCAUUGGCUGAUUGGCUCCUGGAUUGUCCAAAUUCUUCUUUAGUCAGCACUGUAAAUAAAGAUCAACCAUCUGAUAUAUUUGCAAUUGGUUUUGAAGAAAUUGUUGAUUUAAAUGCCAGCAAUAUCAUGGCCGCCAGUUCAGAAAAUGCCAGAGCUUGGAGUGAAGAAUUAGAGAAAGUACUAUGCAGAGAUGCCUCUUAUACUCUUCUUUCAAGUCAUCAGUUAGUUGGUGUUUGUUUGUUUCUGUUUGUUAGGAAAGAUUUAAUUCCUCACAUAAGAGAUGUUGCACUUGAUUCUGUGAAAACCGGACUUGGAGGCGCGACCGGCAAUAAGGGUGCAGUGGCAAUUAGAAUGGUUAUAUAUGGAUCCUCAUUGUGUUUUGUUUGCGCACAUUUUGCUGCUGGUCAAUCUCAAGUCACAGAGCGAAACGCAGACUAUGCAGAAAUAACGAGAAAAGUCGCCUUUCCUAUGGGCAGAUCAUUGUAUUCACAUGAUUACGUAUUUUGGUGUGGUGAUUUCAAUUAUCGCAUAGAUUUAGAUAAGGAUGAGGUGCGAUUGUUGGUAUCACAAAAUAAUUUACAACGCCUUCUAGAAAAUGACCAACUUUUGAAACAAAAAUCUCAAGAUUUGGUGUUCAAGAACUGUUUUGAGGGAGAGAUUACAUUCCCGCCCACUUACAAGUACGAUCUCUUCAGUGAUGAUUACGAUACAAGCGAGAAAUGCCGUGCUCCCGCAUGGACAGACCGUAUUUUAUGGCGAAGCAGAAAACAUACAAUAGAACCUGAAGCAUCUUCGGAGCUAGCCGCGGGCAAAUUGCUGUAUUACGGCCGAGCCGAGCUGAAGCAAAGCGACCACCGUCCAGUGAUCGGGAUUUUGGAAAUCGAGGUAUUACAAGUCAGUUACACUAAGUGUAUGGAAGUUUUUUACGAAGUCGUGCAAGACCUCGGCCCUCCAGAUGCAAGCAUCAUAGUUCAGCCCUUCGAGGAAAUUAACAGUGAGGAGUCCGUAUUCGACGACAACGUUAUGGCGGCGGUAUUGCAAGAACUGGCCACUAUCGGGGAAGUCACUCUAGUUCGCUUCAUAGACGAACAUUCCUUAAGCAUUACAUUUAGAGACGGUCAAAACGCAUUAGCCGCCGCUCAGAAGGGUCAGAUCUGCGUAUGUUCGAUUCCUCUGUCGAUAACAUUAAAGUCUCCUAAUUGGACCGAUAUAGUUCGCUUGGAAAUAAGUUUAUGUUCUAACAAUACGGUGCCGCUAUUCGGCGAAGUUCAGCCCGAGCGGCCACUCAGGUCGGCGCCACCGACUCCGCGGAGACAGCAGCCGAGUAGACCCCCGGCGCCGUCUCCUACCCCGUUGGUACCGUCGAGAGCUCCGACGGCGAGCCCCGCCCGGCCGCCGCCGCCGCGGCCGGCGCCGAUGACCCCCAUUACCCCCGAGGCCGGGGCGCCGGUCGGGUCCCCGCCGCCGAUGUCGCCCCCGCCGGCCACCAGCGUCCCGCCACCCACGUGCGCGCCGCCUCCGCCGCCAAGCAGCUCGCCCCCCACGGAGGGCCCUUCCCCACCGCCCACGGGCCCGCCGCCGCCCGUGCCCGCGCGUCAGGGAGCUCCGCCCCCCUUACCGGCGCGUCCACGUCCGGUCACAUAAAAUACAGCGAUGUAUUGAUACUGUCUCAGUCGAGUCGGAACAAUCGAGUAGUAACUUAGGAGUAGUAUUAUGCCGUAUAUUGUAUGUACGUCCCUUGCUUUGAGAUUAUAGUUAACGUACCUACCUACAUGGAAUAUAAUAAUAUCGCUAAGUGUUACACCUUACACAUGUUGCGAAUAUUGUACCUCUACAUUAUUGUGUGUACCUACCUACUAAGUAAUGCUGGCAUAUGAUUUGCUGUAAUGUUAUUAUAAAUAUGUUACUCACUAAUUUAUUUUAAUGAACUUUUUAGCUGCAUAAGUACAUAUCAGGACAGGAUACCAUCAUAUUAGGAUUCCGAUCCUUCAACAAAUGAACAAAGUUUAAAUGAACUGAUUGUUAUUACGAAACAAAUGAACGAGACUCUAGCUAAAUUAUAAUUUGUUGACUGAUAUUCUAUGCCAAUCAUGUUUUUUCUGUCUGUUCAGCUUUAUUAAACAUAAUUAUACAUGUUCUCAAGCAACGAAAAGAUUAAUUUGUAAAUGUGCAAUCUUAGAAAUCAGUAUUUAUUUAAAAUAACGUAAGAUAGGAUAUAGGUACCUAUUAUAAUGCAUAAGUUUGUAAUUUCUGUAUGUCAUUGUGCAUUUGAAUCAUGUUUGCAUAGCUGUAGUAUAAGCAAUUGUUUAGAAAAUAGAUCAUUAUACACGCAUCCCUGUUAAAAACCUAAAAAGAGUUCCUUUUAUUAUUUUCAAGAUUGAUACGUAUUAUAGGUACCUACGUAAUUAUGAAUGUUUUUUAUAGUGAGUACCUAUUGUAUUUAGUUUAUUUUAAAUCUCAGAAAAUGAAUUUAUUUUUUAUUGAUUUAUGGGUCCACAUUUUAGAUUAAGAUGCCACUCCAUUUAUUUGUUACGGCUGUGUUAUAGCAUUUAUUUUAGUAGAAAUUAUUUUUCUUAACAAAUGUUACUUUGAUACAAAUAGAACAUUCGUAAUGAAUGAUUAUGCUUGGUCAUUAUUGGAUGGACCCAAACCCCUUUAAAUCUCUUUUAUGAAUUUUUUACAACAUUUAUACCUACCAUUUUUAUUAUAUUAAUUUGUCCUUAAAAUAUCCAUAAUGUACCUGACUGUUCCAUGUUUCUGUAGAAAUGAAAUGUAUUAUAAUAAAGUGUUCAUUUUGAUGUUAAUGUUUCUAAAAUUAAUAAUUGAAAAUAUUGAAUGAAUGACAAAUUUUGCGCAUAACAUGUAGAUGCUGUUGUUCAACAUUGCUAUGUUUGUCACAAAGGCAUCAUAAGAGGCCAGUGUUUAUAUUGUUACAUAAAUAUCUAUAUGAAAUAUAGAGAAUUGUUUAAAAUCAUCUCUU
Pectinophora gossypiella (pink bollworm) is the source of this 4766-nucleotide messenger RNA. It is a transcript of the gene Synj, whose product is annotated as synaptojanin-1. Gene Ontology annotation, molecular function: phosphatidylinositol-4,5-bisphosphate 5-phosphatase activity. Lineage: Eukaryota; Metazoa; Arthropoda; Insecta; Lepidoptera; Gelechiidae. The transcript has a single exon. Gene Ontology annotation, biological process: phosphatidylinositol dephosphorylation; synaptic vesicle endocytosis. The record is from RefSeq and is a predicted model, not a curated record. The coding region runs from base 116 to 3430 and encodes 1104 amino acids.